UGAUGGUUCAAAAUGUCUGCCUCCUGACCGUUUGUCAAUGGUACACUGAAGAUCUAGAGGGAUAUAUUCAACAGAAUGACUUAAUCAUCAUAAUUAAGGAUUAAAAAACUAACAUUGUAUUAUUCAAAAUGACUUCGAUUCAAAACAGAAACUAUUCAGUAAAUGCAAGUAUAGAUGAAGGGGAGUUGAAUUCGUUGCUGGAUAAAGCAACAAUACUAACAUAUUCGGGAAACAGGACAGUAAGAGGAUCGUCAUGGUAUGCCUCCGUAUUUUUGGUAGUGAAUGCAGCAUUAGGCGCUGGUCUUUUAAACUUCCCCGAUUCCUACAGACAAGCUGGUGGAGUGAUGAUAGCAGUAGUUAUACAGGCAAUAUUUUUGGUGUUCGUAAUAUUUGCAAUACUGAUCCUGGCCUAUUGUUCUGACAUUAAAAGUACAGAUACAUACCAGGAUGUAGUGUUAUCUGUUUGUGGUAGAAACGCACAGAGAUUGUGUGCCUUCGUUGUAAUGACUUACUGUUUUGGAACUUGUAUAACGUUCUUAAUUAUCAUAGGAGACCAGUGGGAAGAAUUUUUACUGUUUGUUGCCAAAGAUUUUUACUGUAAAGAGAAUCCAUGGUAUUUGGACAGAAUCAGUACAAUAUGUGUGACAUCAUUGCUGUUUAUUCUACCUAUAUGCUUCCCUAAAAGGAUUGAUUUUCUUAAAUAUCCAAGUAUGCUUGGAGUAUUUGCCAUAUUGUAUGUUGAGAUUUUAGUUUUUGUCAAAUAUUUUAAAUCACAUCCAUCACCAGGUCCUAUAAAAACAAAGCCAGACCACUUUAUUGAUGUGUUUCUAGUAGUGCCAACUAUAUGUUUUGCUUAUCAAUGCCAUGUUAGUAUAAUACCUAUAUAUUCCUGUAUGCAGAAUAGAAAUCUGAAGGAGUUUUCCAAAACAAUUUCCUGUGCCAUGUUAUUAUGUGUAGUGACUUAUACAGGUACCGCUGUAUGUGGAUAUUUGACCUUUGGUGAGAACAUAACAUCAGACAUCUUACUGUCAUAUGAUCCAGAUAUAUGGGUGAUAAUUGCUGUGAUUCUAAUUGCAUUCAAGACAUAUACCACCUACCCCAUUCUACUUUUCUGUGGAAGGGCUGCCUUAGUAAGUUUAUGGGUUGAUAUCAGGAAAAUGAGUCUGCAUGAAAUAGAAGACUCGGAGAAGAACAGACGAAUCAUAGUCACCAUAAUUUGGUUCAUACUGACUUUACUACUGGCAGUGUUUAUACCUAAUAUAGGUGUAGUUAUACAGAUACUUGGGGCAUUUGCUGCUGUCUUUAUAUUUAUCUUCCCAGGAAUGUGUAUGAUGUCAGCAGUACAAAAUCUAGUAGACGAUGGCAUCUGGACGAGAAGAUUAAAAGGGUUAGCCGCUUUUGCCUGUGCAUUCAUUUUAAUAGGAGCUUUUAUAUUUGGUUUGACACUGACUCAGUCUGUGAUAGCAGAUAAGAAUGGCGUCAAGGCAGAUAAAUCAAAGUAUACAUGUUAAUGUUUGUGUCACUAGUCAGUAAUUAAAGGAAUACUAAUGUGUGCGUGUCACUAGUAUGUAAGAAAAGGAAUACUCAUGUCUCAUUAUUUUGUACAGUUAAAGUGUUCAUUUAUAUGAUUUUUUUACUGCCAUGAUUUUUAUCACUAUAUAUUUCGUAAAAUUGCCAGUAAAAAUGCAUUGCAAAAGGAACAUUCCAAUGUCUGACUGACAAAUAUCUGCAUUAGAUGAUGAAAAAAAUCAUUAAUUUUUCAUUUGAUUUUAUCAUGUUAUGAUGAAUACUUUUGAUCAACCUAACCAUACUACCUUUGUAUCACAAUUUACAAACUAUGAACAUGAUUAACAUUUAGUAAUUAGUCUUAUGCAAAUUAAAAUGAAGCAAUGAGUUCUAAUGGUAAGGUGUCUGAACUACAAAUGAUUUUAUCAUUUUAACCAUUUUAUUUUAUCCUAUUAACUGUGCCAUAUGUUGAUGCUUAUUGAAGUUUACCUUUAUAUAUUAACUGAUUCAGCUGACAACUCUGAAGAGACUUUUGACUGAAAAAGACCUGUUUCUCCAUGCAUGCUAAAAAUCAUAUUUUGGCAAAAUUUUGCCUUGGGGAUGCAUGGUACCCAGGGAUACAUCUUUCAAAAUUGGAUACCCCCCCUAUAGAGGUAAAUUUAAAAUUUCACUGACCUUUUCAAUGUACUUGACACCUACCCAUAAAGGAGAUUUCAAAGUGCUUUCUAUGGGUUCCAUGUAUGAGUUAUGCGUAUAUACUCAUAUGGUCCCACCAUAUGCAUAUGGUUCAGGUAAUUAAUAAGAUGAACGUAAAAAAAGUGUCAUAAUAAAGCAUUUCUAAAAAUGAAAUUUAGACUUAUAGAAUCAUAUGGUAACCAUUGUUACAUGAUUAAUGAAUUAAAGUGAAUUUUACUGACAAGAUAGAAUUAUUAUAGCAGAAUCUUUUUUGUAUGGUUAUUAUCCAUUGUUCUUACGAAACACAAAUGUUGACUUUGGAAAAUAAAUUCUAGAAAUAUCUAAAUGAACUGUUGAAUAAGAAGUCUUAACACACAGGCACGUAGUACAUUGAAUCCUCUGUUGUUGUUUUUUUUAAUUAUUAUUUUAGUAUUUAAGUCUGUUUUUCAUAAAUUGUAAAAGAAAAAAGGUUAAUGCCCCAAACGACUGUGGUUUUACAUAUGGACAAAACAUGCAGUCCACAGGAUAAAGGGCUUUAAAUUGACUCUGUCAAAGGCAAGAUAACAAAUACACCAAGAUAAAGACAAUAUGUUUAGAUAAAGGAAUUCAUUUUGUAACUGUUUAGACGUUUUUGGUUUUGAGAAUGAACUUUGUGAACCUGAAAAAGACGUUUUCAUUUAUUUGAAAAAAUACCUAUAUGGUCUAAGUACUUAUAUGGUGUGGCCUGUUUAUGAUCAAAGGAGUAUAUACUCAUAUGGUCAUGACCAUACAUGUAUGGUCUUAAUACUCAUAUGGUCUGGAACAAAUACACAAUUUAUAUUCUUUUGUUUAUGUUUUUAUUGCACUUUUUGAUAUGGCAGGAAUAUGAGGGCAUGCUAUAAUUUGUUAAGUCAUGAUUUAGUUUUAUGUUAUAAUGGGCAUUUCAACGUUUUUCACCUGCCAAGAAAUUUAUUGUCUUUCUAGAUGAUAUUGUCUUAUUGCUUUGUGGUAAUAUGUACUACUACUUAAAUAUGUUACAAAUAUCAGGAAGAUGUAAGUAAAGCUUUAAAUGUUGAUACUGAACUGAUUUGUAACCAUUAUUUGAAGUAUAUUAUUUUGUAUUGCAUAAUCAGUGUUAAAUAAUUUAAGAGUUUUCCUGUAAGAAACCACUAAUUAUCAUUUUAUGGUUACAGAGUAUAGGAUUCAGUAGGAUUUGUCAUUUGCCUCAUAACAAGAAGCAUUGCACCUUUAAAAUCCUUACUGUGCAGAGAUGUUACAUGAGGCCCCUUUAUAAAUUCCUAAAUUUUCAUUGUGAUUUGUAAUCAAGCUUGGCUGAUACAAAUUUUAUCAACUCUCUCUCUUAGUUCGGUAUUUUUGUUAUUUUACUUUUCAAUAGUAUAAAGAACACAUAAUGAUUCUUUGUAGAAAAAAAUAUUUUGAUGCUUGUCCAAAAUCAACGAACUAUAGACCCUAGCAAUUAUUUUGUAAAAAAGGUUAUAAAAAAUUUAAUUUAAUUUGACAUUCUAAUUAUAGUACUAUAAAUUAUUGCUGUUGUCAUAUUUUGGUUUAUUUGAUGCCUUAGAUGAAGGUGCAAAUUAUAACAUAUUUGAUACCAUAAUUUAACCAUAGCUUUUUGAGUAGACCACCAAAAUAUCCUGAUUUAUGUUGCCUCAGUGUUCUCAUGUGGCUCUUUUUGUCUUCAAUUUACAUUUUGCUUCAUUUAAAAUGAGAUUUUAAUGCUAGUCGUAAUUUUUUCUGUGAGCCACAAAAUCAGCUUAUUGUUGGCUGUAAUGAUAUUAAAAGAAUUUAUAAAGCCUCAAUUAUUUUGGCUGUUGUGAUAUUAAAAGAAUUUACAAGGCUUCAAUUAUUUGGCUGUAAUAUCAAAUGAAUUUAAAAGGCCUCAAUAGACAACCUUGUAAACAAGUGAUACAAUAAGUUAAACGUAUUUAGAGAGUUCCAUUUGUAGCAGAUGAAGGAAAAUAUUAUAUCUAUUUCAUGAAAGUCGUCCACGUUUGCAGACUAGUAAAUAAUGAAAUGUUGUAGUUACCAUAUUAAAUGCAAUUUUAUUUUAUAUUUUUCUUUCAAUA
Mytilus californianus (California mussel) is the source of this 4247-nucleotide messenger RNA. RefSeq names its product putative sodium-coupled neutral amino acid transporter 7. The transcript has 9 exons. NCBI's taxonomy places the organism in Eukaryota, Metazoa, Mollusca, Bivalvia, Mytilida, Mytilidae. Bases 129 to 1511 code for a protein of 460 amino acids. Gene Ontology annotation, biological process: amino acid transmembrane transport. The record is from RefSeq and is a predicted model, not a curated record. Gene Ontology annotation, molecular function: amino acid transmembrane transporter activity.